Anneissia japonica is the source of this 4366-nucleotide messenger RNA. RefSeq lists its product as uncharacterized. Lineage: Eukaryota; Metazoa; Echinodermata; Crinoidea; Comatulida; Comatulidae. The transcript has 8 exons. The record is from RefSeq and is a predicted model, not a curated record. The coding region runs from base 62 to 1786 and encodes 574 amino acids.
CAUACUGGUAUACUAAUAGGUAUUCACAAUUUGUAGAAUAAAGUUGAUUGACUGAGGAAGAAUGCCACAGGUAACGUCUAGAGGCAAGGGAGGAGGACGAGGCAAUGGAGGAGGACGAGGAAAGGGUCGAAGACGUUGGGCCAACAAUAGAGGUAAUCAAGGUGGUGCGAAAGGAAUAAAUAAAGAAAAACCAAUUGCAGAUCCUGUCAUUGAAAUAGAGGAGAAGGAUCUGCGACAACUGUUUACGAGUAAUUGUCAUCUAGACCAACAUUACAGUUGGCAGGAAAAGAAUCGACAGAAGUACCUGGCAACCCUUUUAGUCUUGAAACAAAAUGGAGCAGAAAUCAAAGAUGGGUCAAAAGUAAAAGCAUUGGCUGCUGGUUUUGCUCGCCACGACCAUGACCUUACGGACACAUUGCUAAAAACGAACGAUCUUUGUGGUGUUGUGGAAGUCCUAAAGGCUUUAACAAUUUUGGACUCUAAAAGAAAGCAGUUUGAACUGGAGAAAAAAAUUGAAAAACUAAUGGAAAAUAAGGAGAAGAAUGCCAAAACAAUAAGAAAACUGAAGUCUAAUAUGGAUAGCGCGCAAGCGUUAAGGCCCACUGUUGGUUCCGUGAGUGGCGCACUUUGUCGUCACAUCCAACGCUGGGUCAGGACAUUGUCAACAUCUAAAUUAGAGUUCUAUGCUCUUUAUUUUCCAAAGGAUAAAUGGAGGAAGCUCGCUGACAUCUGUCAUUUAAAUCCUGAACGGGAUUUUCCAGAAUGCACCUGGUUUCUUCCGUACUGCUUUGGUGCACCAGCCCCCGAGGGUUCAGUGGUCAGUGCUUGCACCGAAUUGAACAAAGCGAAUGUUAAUGAGCUACUGCAAAAUGUUAAGAUUCCAUUUGCUCACUUGAAGGAAUUUAAAAACACACUCACCACAGACAGCAAAAUAACAAUUGCGAAGUACACAAGUCUGGACACCAUAUUGUGGAAUUACGAAGACCUUGCAUGUCCUGGUGUUAACAAUAUCAUCUUAGAAUAUCUGGAGAAAGAGCAAACCGUUGGAUUACCAUAUGGAAAAUUGAUGGAGCGACUUCUGAUGUUGAAAUUACGCAUGAAGCAAGGUGAAAGUGUUUGCUUCUUUAAAAAACUUAUUCCAAUUGCUGAAGUUCAUCUGAAGAAGAUAGAAGUUCCACUUCAAGCUCCAGUUGUGGUCAUAGGUGAUAUGUCGCCCUCUAUGGGUGUGGCUAUCAGAGUUAGUACCAUUAUUGCUAGCUUAUUCGCAGUGUUGACCAAAGCUAAGCUGGUUUUCUUUCACCAAAUAAACUACACACCACCAUCUGUUCCAAAAACAACAAAUGAGGUUUUGGAAUUGGCAACGACACUUCAAACCACAGGUAGCACUUGCCCUGCAUCAAGCCUCUGGCGAUUUUACAAAAAUAAAGAAGUUGUUAAGACCUUCGUCGUGGUAACUGACGAAGAGGAAAAUACAAACUACAAGGGGUAUUCUUUCACAGAGUUAUUUAAGUUGUAUUAUAAGGAAGUGAACAAGGCUCGACUGGUGUUUGUUUCCUUUCUUCGUAGUCAGCAUGUAACUGGUGAAAUGGUCUCAAAGCUUCAAGCUGAAGGCAUUGAAGUGAUGCAGUUUAAGCUAGACUCUCAGCGGCCAGAUCUAAACAAACUGGAUAAUCUUCUAGGCCUCCUGUCUGUCGAAUCUGCAGCCUUUGACGUACAAGUUGAUUCUGUUGAAUCUGAUAUUUGUGAGCAAGGACUUCAAAAAACUAUUCAAAAUCUGAAGCUAUAGGAAACCAUAUUUUUACAUUAACAAACUUUAUUUAAUUCCAAGUCAAAAAAUGUUUCUCAUCCCCUCCUGCUUUUUUAAAGGCAUUGUUCCUCAUGCCUGGAACUUAGCUAAAAUUAUCCCCAUUUUUAAAUCUGGUAAAAAAUUUAUACUGUGUUCACUUGCGUUCAUCUGUCGUUUUGUUUCUCUCUGGGUCUCACCGCCUUCAUAUUGUAUUCCUUUUGUAUAUCAACCUUCACCAAUUUAAAUAUCUUGUGAACCGGUUUCUUUAAAUUCGUAACACCUUACCUUGAGUGGCUUCAUUAGCCUUGUUUGGGGUGAUUGUUAAUAAAACAUAAACCAUGAAUGGUCUAUGUCAUUACAUGCUGCCAAAACCCCAGUCAUUGAUGCCAUCUUUCUUGACUUGGAGGAAGCUUUCAACCGAGUUAGCCAUUCUAAGCUUUUUUCUAUACUACAUAAUUUCGCUUUGUGUGGGCCUUUACUGCAAUGAAUCUCAUUUUUUCUUUCAUUUGGCAACAGAGGGUUCUUUUACAUGGCGAGACAUCUAGAUGGACUCAAGUUGAUUCUGGAGUUCCACAAGGGUCUAUUUUUGGCCCUCUUCUUUUUAACACUUUCGUUUUUAAUCUUCCGACGGUUGUUACAUCUAAAAUACGGCAGUGUACGGAUGAUGUUUACAAAAAUCUUAAUAUUACAAACUUAUGCAAUGAAAACAUGAUGCAACCUAAUGCCAAAAAAUGCAAUUAAAAAUGUAUUUCUAAUUUAUAUUUUAUUAAUUCUGUUGAAAUACAAUCAGUUUCAACCCACAAAUAUCUUGGUAUUCACUUUUCUCAUUAUCUAUCUUGGUCCAACCAUGUCUCUGAUGUUUCUAACUAAUCACUUCAAAUUCUUGGUUUUAUCAAACGUUUUGUUACAUUAUACUUUUAUCCUUUAUUUAAUGGUUUGUUUAAACCUAUUAUAGAAUAUGCUGCACCCGUCUGGGUUCCUUACCAGAAGCAGCAUGUUACUGCUAUUAAUAAACCUUUGCGGAGGGUCGCUGAACCCCUGGAAUUUGAGCAACAGCUUCAGCAGUUUCGGUUACCAACAACGGAACAAAGUACUUUAGUGUUUUAUAUAUUGUUAAGAGUUUUUCUUUUCUUUAUAAAAUUGAUUUUAAUAUUUAUGCUUUUAUCAAUUUAAACUGUAGGUACAGUGUAAAGAUUCCAUGGUAUUUAAAUAUAAAUUUGCCAGAACAAAUUCAUUUUUUUAGAUAGAAUUCAAAGAGAUUUUUUCAAUAGAAUUUUUAUUCAAUAGAAUUUUUAUUCAUUGUGAUUUAGGUGUUGUAAUUGAUUGUAAAAAUACGUUUGUUAAGCUUAUUGAUUAUGUAAUUUAUAAGUGUAACAGAAUUAUUGGGUUUGUUUAGAGACAUUUCAGGGACAUUAAAAGCCGUGGUGCCAUUAUUAGUUUUUAACAUAAUUUAAUUACUUUCAAUUCUGAAUAUCGUAGUGUUAUCUUUAGUUCUACUUCUGAUUCUCAGUUUGUUGCGAUAGAAUUUAUUUUAAGUUUUGCAGGUUUUCUUGUUAAAUCUUUGGCUACCCUUGUCCUUUAAUUUCUGCUAGAAAAAGGUUGUUAUUACAUGAUAUGGUGUUUAUUAUACCCUAAAUGUGUUAAUUCGUCUUUUAUCUGUGAUCUUGUUCAAUUGUUUGGUCUUCUUGUUAAUUCUAGUUAAUUGCGUUCUUGUCCUGUUUUCAAUGUCCCUUUUAAUAGAGUUGAUGUUUGUAAAGGUUGUUUUCUUUCUAGGAUUCCAAUACAAUUUAAUUCCAUUUCUUCUACAAAUGAUAUUGACAUUUUUUAUAAGUCAACAUUUCCGACACUUAUACUUUGCAACUUAUAAACAUUUUCUUUUAUUGUUUAAUAUUUAUGUAUUAUAUGACUCGCUGUUGGAUUAGAAGAAGUAAAUAAAUUAAAAAAUAUUUAUUCUCUAUAAAUUUCAUUGUUUAUGGGAACGAAUUCCAACUAAGGUUCAAGAGUCCUAAUUUAAACUAGUCACAGAGAAUCACAAAGCUCUGUACCUAAGCGGAAUUUAAGCAGCGACUUCAGCAAUAGCAGUUGCCAACAGUGGAACAGAGAUUGAAGUACCUUUGUAUUUUAUUUAUUUUCAAGAGUUUUUAAUGAAAUUGAUUUUAAUAUUCAUGAUUUUAUAAAUUUUAAGUCUAGAUAUAAUGAUUCUGUUGUGUUUAAAUAUUAGUUUGUAAAAAUUCAUUUAAUUAUUCCAAUUUUGUAAAUUUUCUUUGUUUAUUGGAAUAAGUUACAAUUUAAGGUAGAGACCAAAUCUUAACUAGUCGAAGAAGAUUUAGUACAACACUUCUUAGUACUUUCUUUCAUUCAUGCAAUUCUAAAUGUUUAAUUGUUAGAUUUUAAUUGUUUUAAUUAAAUGUUAAAAAUCAGUUCCUUUACACUUAUUUACACUUAGUGUUUUACACUUUUAGAAAUACCCAGUGUACCGUUACUUUUUAGCUAGAGCUUUCGUUUUGUCUUCCAUGUUUCUUCGUUUGUGUGAUUUUCUUAGCUGGGAAUUGGAAUAAAAUUAAAUAAAAAUGCAGCCUA